CGGCUUAGCCAUUUCUUCGCAAGAGUGCAGUUCAUCAUUACUUCUUCCUCCUUACCUGCGUUUUCAGACUCAACAAUGGAGAAGGCAGAUACGACUGAGGUGCUAGAUGUGUCUGUAUGGCCAACGGCGGCAAAGUUUGUCUCUCGAUGUUGCGAGUUCUUGAAUGAGGUGCAAGACAUGACACCCGGCAAAGCUCUAGAAUCACGACUCAAUCAAGACUUUGGACCUGGCAAUCAGUACUACGAAGACUUCUGCGCCCUCAUCAAACAAGGUCUCGAAGAAGGAUGGGUGGCUCAGACUGAGAUAGACGGACGCAAAUAUCGGCGGGGCAAAAUUGCACUACCUUCGGCGUCAACGAGAUAUUUCAGCAUCACGACUGUGUUUAUGGAUAGCGAUACUGAGUUUAGGGGACAAUACCACGCUCACCCUUACGGCGAGAUAAACUGUGUUGUCCAGCUCGAUCCUACGACUGAACUUAAAGGAAUGCAAGGUUGGCAGGGUGCUGGCUGGACAUCCCCUGGACCUGGAACACAUCACUUCCCCGAAGUCCGGAAAGGGGCUUUGGUGGCACUCUUCUUUCUGCCUGCUGGUCGAAUCUCAUAUAACGCUCAGCCAGGUGCACCACAGCCAUUAUCAGUUUAGAUACGUUAGCAGAAUACGAUCGGUUGGAUUGUGACAAUAAAGGAAGACUUCGAUUUUCUAGGUACUAUUUCUAACGAGUGGCACAGCUCUGGUCCAGUACCUUACUAGGACUGGGACAUUGGCGGAUAACAAGAUUUUAUUAAGGUAUUUCAACGAGAGUGAGAUUGAAACACAAAAGAGACUAGGAAAUGGUAACAGAGUAAAAGACCAUCAACUUGCA
This is a messenger RNA of Colletotrichum phormii, 862 nucleotides long. Its product is annotated as p-hydroxylaminobenzoate lyase. The record is from RefSeq and is a predicted model, not a curated record. Lineage: Eukaryota; Fungi; Ascomycota; Sordariomycetes; Glomerellales; Glomerellaceae. The transcript is spliced from 2 exons. Bases 76 to 642 code for a protein of 188 amino acids.